AUGGCUCACUCAUCCUCCAUGGCUCACAUGUUCUCACCCAACAACUGCCCAAUAAUGAUCCGUGACUUUGACGGUGGAUAUGUCAAAUUCAUUGCUGGACCGAACCUCGUUCAGUCUUUCACCCAUGCCCAACCACUCGAAGUUCCCAGCGGCUACGUGGAGUAUGCUGAGCUGUUUAACAACGGCACACAGUACUGGGCUAUGCUGGUCCAGACAGCCAAUGGUGUCAGCCUCACGCGUCCCACGCCGCCUUUUGCUGACAUCUGCGGACAUCAGCUUCGACUCCCCACUGAGAUGCCUGACCCAGCCAAUGUCCUUACCGAUGCGCAGAGGCAGACCCUCACCAAUUACAGCUUCACAAUGAUGAACUCCCACAACACGCGUCAAAAGUUUAACCAGUGGAAGAAGGAGGAGAGGCAGCAGAUGCACCUCAACAAGAGGUUAGGAAACAUGCGUGGCCAAGGCUGUAAUUGGGCGGCGGCACCACCACCCUACAUUCCCCCUCCAGAGCUCACUAUUGAUUUCACUGGCAUCAACUUCAAUCUUCCCCCGAACCGGCACUGCCACCACCGCCUACUGAUACACCCAAUGUUUGGAUUGUCGUUGGCAGGCUAG
Messenger RNA from Gloeophyllum trabeum ATCC 11539, 615 nucleotides. RefSeq lists its product as uncharacterized. The record is from RefSeq and is a predicted model, not a curated record. Lineage: Eukaryota; Fungi; Basidiomycota; Agaricomycetes; Gloeophyllales; Gloeophyllaceae. The transcript has 2 exons. The coding region runs from base 1 to 615 and encodes 204 amino acids.